UCCGGCUGGACGAAACGUUGACGUUUGUUGACGCUCGUUUUCUGUCACUCGUCUGACAAAACAAACGAUGGCAGCCGGUCCAAUCGCGGAAAGAAAUCAAGAUGCCACAAUUUACGUCGGCGGAUUGGACGAUAAGGUCUCGGAGACGCUUCUGUGGGAGAUGUUUGUCCAGGCCGGACCGGUGGUAAACGUCCACAUGCCCAAGGAUCGCGUAACGCAGAUGCACCAGGGUUACGGUUUCGUGGAGUUCCUAGGCGAGGAGGAUGCCGACUAUGCGAUCAAGAUUAUGAACAUGAUCAAGUUGUACGGGAAACCGAUUCGGGUGAAUAAGGCCUCGGCCCAUCAGAAGAAUCUGGACGUGGGUGCCAAUAUCUUCAUCGGGAACUUGGAUCCCGAAGUGGACGAGAAGUUGCUUUACGAUACGUUCUCGGCAUUUGGCGUGAUUCUGCAGACGCCGAAGAUUAUGAGAGAUCCGGAGACUGGAAAUUCCAAGGGAUUCGCGUUUAUCAAUUUUGCGAGUUUUGAAGCAUCAGACGCGGCCAUGGACGCCAUGAAUGGCCAGUAUUUGUGUAACCGGCCCAUCUCGGUUUCUUAUGCAUUCAAGAAAGAUUCCAAAGGUGAACGCCACGGUUCUGCGGCGGAACGUUUGCUUGCGGCACAGAAUCCUCUUUCGCAUGCCGAUAGGCCUCAUCAGCUGUUCGCGGAUGCCCCGGUUCCGCCUCCGAUCAUGCCGAUGAUGCCCUCGCACCCCUUGAUGCCACCUCCUCUCAUGGCGCCACCUCCCCCUCCAACACCGACUGCAGUUCCGCCACCCCCGCAAGCUCCUUCGGCACCUUCCUUCACACCGGGAGCGAUUCCUCCGCCUCCGUUACCUCCUCCAAUUGGGCAACCUCCGCUGCCGCCGAGUGCCGCUCCGAUGGGUAUCCCAGCGCCCCCACGGAUGAUUCCUCCACCCCCGUGGCAACAGCCGGCUCCUCCGCCCCCGACGCCUCCCUCAAUGCCCCCUGCUGCUGCUCCGAGACCUCCCCCACCCAACUGGAGGCCACCGCAGCCACCUCUUCCCCCACAGAUGCCACCGGCUGGAUUCCCUGGGCAGCCACGGCUUCCUCCACCCCCUCCGGUAACCAAUUUCAGUGCGGACACGUUCAAUUUCUAGGGAGCGCGGGAAGAGUGCGAUGGGCGGAGAGUUUGUGUUCUAGAAUCUUAGCUCAGACAAUUAAGUGGAAUAAAACUUAUAAUUAUAAUUGUAU
This is a messenger RNA of Aedes aegypti (yellow fever mosquito), 1250 nucleotides long. RefSeq names its product splicing factor 3B subunit 4 (gene Spx). NCBI's taxonomy places the organism in Eukaryota, Metazoa, Arthropoda, Insecta, Diptera, Culicidae. Gene Ontology annotation, cellular component: nucleolus; U12-type spliceosomal complex. Bases 68 to 1156 code for a protein of 362 amino acids. Gene Ontology annotation, biological process: positive regulation of mRNA splicing, via spliceosome. The transcript has 2 exons. Gene Ontology annotation, molecular function: RNA binding. The record is from RefSeq and is a predicted model, not a curated record.